UUCUAGCAAUAGCCAUUCAUAAACACAUUCUUUCACGCCAUGACUAUGUCUAUGAGCAAGAUCGGGAUUUCCAAGUUCCUCGUUGUAGCAGCUGGAGUUGGUUAUUCCGGCAACGUUCUUAUCAAAAAUGGCACACUUUCGUAUUUGAUCCAACGACUCCAGCUAGUGGGAAAAAGAUUGCUGAAGUGGGAUCAGGCUGAAGUUGAAAAUGAAAACGCUGAUUCCGCUCACAAGGAGCCAACAAAGAAGAGAAAUUUGAAGAAGAGCUUACAAGAGAGAAUUUUAACUAUAAAGAAAAAUGAGAAAUAUUUUAUGAUAAAGAAGGAAUGCACAUUAUCUCACUGAUUUUCAAUCUUAAAUUUAUUUGGAGUUGGUUGUAGUACUUUUGAA
Molecule: messenger RNA, 390 nt
Organism: Lathyrus oleraceus (garden pea)
Lineage: Eukaryota; Viridiplantae; Streptophyta; Magnoliopsida; Fabales; Fabaceae
Exons: 4
Coding region: 40-345 (101 amino acids)
Source: RefSeq, a predicted model, not a curated record